Messenger RNA from Oryzias melastigma (Indian medaka), 6088 nucleotides. RefSeq names its product ankyrin repeat domain 50-like (gene ankrd50l). The record is from RefSeq and is a predicted model, not a curated record. The coding region runs from base 1384 to 5571 and encodes 1395 amino acids. The transcript is spliced from 3 exons. Lineage: Eukaryota; Metazoa; Chordata; Actinopteri; Beloniformes; Adrianichthyidae. Gene Ontology annotation, molecular function: protein binding.
GAGGAAAAAGAAUUCAAGCUGGAAUUCUGCACUGAAAUUAAACAAUUUCAUUUAUAGAAUUUCCUUACAUUUCUUGUGUUUCAGAGUUUGUACUUUUAAAUAAUCCUUCAAAAAUGUUCUACCCCCUAAAGUGGAUCAAAAAUUGCUCAUCCCACUCCGAUCAUCUUUUGAUCUUUUGUAAAUUUAUUGUAAUCUGUAUCGUUUUUGAGGACAUAGUUUCUGCAGAGCGGCAGGAGUUCUGUAGAAAUUUAUCUCUGAGUUGUCAGUGUAGACUAAGCCUGCCCCCAUUUCCCAUCAUCCAUCUGUUUACGCCCUCUUGACUAUCAUUUCAAUUAAAAAAUACCUCAGAAAUGCAAUUUGAACCUUAACUUUCUUAAUAUUUGCCCCCCCAUUGUGAGAUUUUAACAAAUCACCAGAAAUAAAAUUUUCAUCAAAUUGGGUCUUUAAAAGUUUAUACUUUUAAAAUAGUCUCUUUGAUCCCUAAAGCUGAUCAAAAACGGUGUAUAAUUAGGUCAUAAUGUGUUUUUUAAAAAAAAAGUAAAUGAGUGACUGAAAAUUGCAUUUUUGUUGCUCGAAGAGUCAAAAAGUGUCCGCUUGUGUUCAGCGGCUGUGCCUGAGCGUGCCGCCUUUGUCUGAAGAGUUUCCAUUAUUGUCCUGCAGGUGAACCUUGACCCCUUAGGUAACUCCUCCCACCUGUCAGCUGCAGUUCUCCGGUCCUCCCCCCGUCCUCGCUCUGGGCAUGUCUUGACACGCCGACAAACACCAGGAGAGGGUGGAGACAAAAAAAAAAAAAAACAAGAAAAACCGGAGAGCAUGACAGACUGAGAAACAGAAAGAGAGAGAGAGAGGGAGGUUGAGUUUGAGCAGAGGAGAGAGAGGGUGUGAGGAAGCUGAAGGGAAUUUCAUGCUGAAGCUGCAGCUGAGGAUCGAUUCUCAGCAGAAAAGCAGGACAGGAACUGAAGCGGCGCAGAGGAAUGUGGCUGUAAUCGGAAAAGGGAAGGCAGCCCUGAAGAGUGGAGGGGUGAGAUCCAGUGGUGUGGAGAGACUGUGGAAAAUGUGCUGUCAGUUUCUCUCCUGGACUCAUUCCUUCUUUCUCUUUGUGAUUUCUGACUGAGCAGCUUCCUGAAUCCCUUGGAGAGGCGCGGAGAACACUGGUGACUGUGGCUGCUGAAUCCACCAACAAAGGGAUCGGGAUGAAUGAAGCAGAGGAAGGAGCGCACCUUUAGAGUUUGCUGUUUUGGGAAAGCUUUAUCAUUCCAUUCAAAGGAAACAUGGACGGACAUUUUUGACAUCUAAAAGGAGCUUAAAAAAGAAAACAGAGCACCAGAGGAGCAUGGGAUGUAAAGUUGGGAGCUCUGUUCGGUGUCAGACCCUCGUGCAGACAUGAGCAGCAGUGGCUUCGGGAGUAGCUCCAGUUUGCUUCAGGGCCGGCGGUUUUUCUGCAGAGAAUGGACGCUGGAAAAGUUGCGCCGCUGCCUGGACUCUCGAGCAGCGUCAGGCACACCGCCGGGGCUGCUGGUGACCGGGGGCCCCGGUGCUGGAAAGACCGCCCUGUUCACCGAGGUGCUGUGGCCCACCUCGAAGACCGGAACCACAAUCGGGCUGGCCCAGCGCUGCCUGGCCUCUCAUUUCUGCCAAAGAGAGGACCAAAGAAGCACUGUCCUGUGGAGGUUUGUCCUGGGCCUGGUGGAGCAGCUGAGGGCAUCACCUUUCCUCUCCCCGGGGUACGAAGACGUCCUGAACAGGGAGGCUGUUGUCUCUGCUUUGGAGCCCCUCAGCUGUCAAAGAAACCCUGAUGAAACUUUUAAAAGAGCGGUGUUGGAGCCUCUGCUGGAACUUCCUCCUCCGGCUCAGACUCUGAUGGUGGUCAUUGACGCGCUUGAUGUUGACUAUGAGCCAGGUGAGGGUGUUGGGAAGAGCGAUUCCAUCGCCGAGCUGCUGGCUGCCAACCAACACCUGCUGCCCAGCUGGCUGCUGCUGGUCUGCUCUGUCCGCCGCCAAAACAAAGCUGUGUGCAAGAUGUUCUCAGGUUUUCGUAAGCUCUGCUUGGAUGAUCUGAGGAAGCCACCUGCAGUCCGUGACGUGCAGCAGUACAUUCUUUGUCGGCUGGACGAAGACGCCGCGCUGCGCCGUCAGCUCACCCCGGACACCGCUGACAUGCUGAAUCUGCUGCACAUCAAAAGCGGUGGCUGCUUCCUUUUUCUCGAAAGGGUUCUCGACGGUGUGGCAGCUGCGCUGGUGGGCCUGCGGGAGAUCCGGGACAUCCCUGGAACCCUCAACGGCCUUUACCUGUGGCUCUGCCAGAGGCUGUUUCCCCGGAGACUUUUCGCCCACGUCAGGCCUCUUCUUAAUGUUCUCCUGGCUGCGCCAAAGCCCCUUACAUCCCUGCAGCUGUUUACAGCAGUAUGGACUCAGGACACUUCACUGAGCAUCCAAGACUUCCAGAAAAAACUCCAAACACUUUCCCCUCUGAUGAUCAGUGGACCUGGGUGCACCAAAUUGCUUUUUCAUGCCAGCUUUGCAGAGUGGCUAACGGAUGUCAAGUACUGCACUCAGAAGUACCUUUGUAGCCGGAGCGAUGGUCACACUAUGCUCGCCAUGGCUCUCAGUUUACAAGGACCUGACUUAAGCGCUGACAGCAUUUGUCAGCUCGCUGCACACUUGGUCUGCUCAGGUCACCAUAAGGAUAAGCCUUCGCUUCUAGCACUGUGGAUGCUGUGGGCGGACGUGCCUCCUCUUCCCCCCAGCAGCAGCGGAGCCCUCGCCACAUCUCUUGCGCAGCUUCCUGCUCUCGUCAGUCAGAACGUGCCUCAGCUUCUCAUGAGAAGCGGAGUCAUCUUAUCAGAUCCAGACAUCAAAGUUGGAAUGCUGUCACUUUGUGAAGAAGGGGCUGGUUUACAACAGCCAUUUGAGUGUGGUCUGUCAGUGACAAAGCUGCUAGAUAGUGGGCUGUCUGUAGACCAGCUUGGAUCUGCAGACCAACAGACUUUGCUUGCUAAAGCAGCUCUCGAUGGAUCCGAAAAGGUUGCCGAACUGCUUCUGAGACAUGGAUCUGAUCCACUGAUCUGUGACCAUCAAGGUCAAACACCUAUGACUUUAGCUUCCAGUCAAGGUCAUGUCCAAGUGCUGUCUCUCCUCCUUGACUGGGCCAAAGAGCAGGACCCGGAAAAGGCAGCACGAAUGAUGGAGCAUGCUGACAGCGAAGGCUGGACCGCACUCCGCUCUGCAGCUUGGGGAGGACACCAAGAGGCUGUCCAGCUGCUUUUGGAUGCUGGAGCAGAUGUGAACGGAUGUGACAGUGAAGGCCGAACUGCUUUGAGAGCUGCUGCAUGGGGGGGUCAUGAGGAAAUCGUUUUUACCUUGCUGGACUACGGGGCUCAAGUCAACAAAGCAGAUAGCAAGGGCCGGACACCGCUUAUCGCUGCUGCCUACAUGGGGCAUCAUGAAGCUGUGGAGAUUCUGCUGAACCACAAUGCAGAAGUGAACCUGGCAGAUGGAGAUGGACGCACAGCUCUGUCGGUCGCUGCCCUCUGCGUCUCCUCAGCUGCAGGGAUCCAAGGCUUCGGUGAAGUAGCGAGUCUGUUACUAGAACAUAAAGCAGAUCCAGGACACAGAGACAACGAUGGAAUGACGCCUCUUCUUCUCGCUGCCUACGAAGGCCAUGAAGAUGUAGUUGAACUUCUUUUGGAAGCUGGUGCUGAUGUGGAUGAAACAGCUGGACUUGAUGGGAGCGUCUCUGCAGCAGCGGCUGUUACCCCCCUGCUGGCGUCUGCAGCGAUGGGCCACAUGAAGACGGUGUCACGGUUGCUUUUCUGGGGAGCAGCUGUGGAUGCCAUUGACUGCGAGGGCAGAACAGCACUCUGCUUAGCCGCAGCAAGAGGCAGCCUUGAAGUUGUUCGAGCUUUGUUGGAUCGAGGCCUGGAUGAGAACCAUAAGGACGACCUGGGCUGGACUCCGCUGCAUGCAGCUGCUUGUGAAGGACACCGUGCUGUUUGUGCUGCCUUGACAGAACAGGGCAGCAUGGCGCGCGUUGGAGAGAUGGAUAUUGAAGGACGGACUCCGCUAAUACUGGCUGCCCAAGAAGGUCAUUGGAGCACUGUCAAACUUCUUCUGGAUAGACGCUCUCCUAUUGACCACAGGGCUUAUGAUGGGCAUUCUGCACUGAGUGCCGCUUUCCUGGAGGGUCACACUGACGUCGCAGAACUGCUGAUGAAGCGAGGGGCUGACACAGAUGUCCGAGAUGCAGAGGGGCGACCUCUGCUCUAUCUCCUGGUGCUGGAGGGUCGCCUUGACAUGGCGAGCCUCCUCAUAGAGAAAGGAGGCGUGCCGCUGGAGUCCAAAGACUCUGAGGGCCGCACGGCACUUCAUGUGGCUUCGUGGCGAGGCUCUGUGGAGAUGGUAGACUUACUUUUAAAACACGGAGCAAAGCCUAACGCACAAGAUUCAGAAGGAAGACCGCCACUGCAUUCAGUGGCUUGGACGGGACACGCUAAAGUUGGACGAAGACUCCUAGAAACAAGCGGCAUAGAUGUCAACCUCGCCUGCCAUCAGGGAGCAACUGCUCUGAGUAUUGCUGCCCAAGAGGGGCAUGCUAAUGUUGUCAAAAUGCUUCUUGAGAAAGGUUCAAAUCCCAACCACUUGGAUAAAUAUGGCCGCAGUCCAGUUAAAGUGGCAGCGAAGUAUGGACACUUUAACAUCGUCAGACUCUUGGAGAGUCAUGGAGCCAAGCCAUACCAUGGCACAUUGCCUAACUUUAGUACUGUGUCCCCUGCAAAACCCAACAAAACCAAAUCCUCAGGUACAUCAGCGAGUAACAGAGGUGAUGUCCAAGCCGCUACCUCUUCGUCUUCAAUGUCCUCUCCUGGCUCGACAGCAGAGCGAUUCCACUCGAUGCAAAGUUCCCAAACCUCUUCCACCUGCCACUCCCUUGCCACAGUACAGACGGUGCCAGCGGACAGCCUCAGUUUCAUCCAACAGAUCCAACAGCAUUCACUGCCACGAAGCCGCAGCCGCCACUCCACCCUCCUUCCCCUGGGAAGGUCAGGCAUGGACAGCCUCCACGGAAGUCUCCAGAAGCAACCCAAAGGUAGCUCUUCUCCAGCUGUUUGCACAGUCACAGCCACAGUGCACAACUGUGAGAUGCCACAGAAAGGCUUGACAUCCGGAUUCAAAUUUCAAGACAAAAUGAGCAAACAAAGCUCAAACCUGAUUCAAGCUGACAGAACUGCACACGCCGGCGGGAAGUGGAACUCAGUCAUGGCUUCUCUUGGUAUAAAGCCAGGUCAAGACAUGCCCCUGACUGGUAAAAACAGAGAAAGCCCUCCGUCAGACUAUCCCUACAGACUACAGAGCCCCCCUCAAGGGGGAGCUUGGGAUUCUCCUCCUCCGAAGAACAGUUUGUCACCUGUUUGUUACAGUUUUACCCCUUCCCCACCUUGCAGUGCCUUGCCAGAGGAAGUGAUGUUCACAAUGUCGACCACAGACCCGCAGUUGAAUCUCAAGCGGGCCAUCAAACUGCAGUUUGAAGGCCCCACCAGUGCAGCCUUAUGUAAAAGAGAAACCCCCCUGUGAUUGGUGUUUAAAAGAUGAGCAGGGCUUACCAUGUUGAGAAAGAAGAUGAAUAAUGAACUGUCGUACAAAACUACAGCCGCCCUGAAUGGCAAACCACAUUUUUUGUAUUAAAGAAAACAUUUUGGAAAACAAAGAUUAUUUUCAGAAAUAAAAAGAGAUGUGUAAAAAAUGAAAGAAAAGAAGAAGAAACCAGAAAAUGUAGGUUUAUGAGACAUUGCUGAUUGGAUGAUGCUGUUUGUCCAUCAUUUCAAUAGAAAGUUAUAUGGCAUUUAGCGAUACAGGAUUUGCUCCGUACUAAUCACAAAACUUGUAUUAGUAUGUGGGCGUUUGAAAAACUGAAACGUCAAAAAUCAAACCCCAUCAUCCAAUCAAGAAUGUCCCAUAAGUUUUUUCUAGGUUUUCUGGGUUACUUAUUGUAUUUUGUUUUUUAAUGUUUCAUCUUGAUAUCUGAAAAUGUUUGUUUUCUAAAAUAUUUCAUUUUUUUUUGUGGAAUUGUGUUUUGGUUUCUGGAAUUUUG